UUUCUCGUUUUUCAAGUUUAGUUUUGGUCUUGACUCUUUAUACUUUGCGUCAUUUUUUGUGUUCCAUUCUCUCUCUCUCUCAGUGUAGUUGAAAAUGAAAAUAUACACAGUGUUUAGACUUUUUAACUAAAAGGUGAUGUGAUGUUAAAAGUGUCCAUUGUAUCCAUUUGGUGAUUUUCUCUUUUCGGUGAUCUAAAUUUUUGUGUUUUCUUUUCUUUUUGUUUUCAAAUGGACACCAUGAUAAUAACUAACUUGAAACUAGAAGAGAGUGAAUAGAUUUUUAUAAUAUUAUGUACCAUGCAAUCCAUUAACUAUUUACUAUUGUUGUUAUUACUCUUUUGGACCAACAAUCUUGGAUUAAUUGUUGUUAAAGUUGUUGAUUGUUAUUCAUCAUCUUCAUCAUCUAUUUUACCAUCAUCUUUAUCUCCAUCUUCCGAGCUGAUUCAAGAUGGUAAUCGACCAUUGGAAAGUAUUGAUCUUUCUUUCAAUGGGAUGUCUUCUGUUCCUGAUGAGCUUUUCUGCCAACUUUCCAACUUAGCUGUCAUCAAUCUUUCCAAUAAUUUGUUCACCGAUGUAGUAUCCAUUGGAUUUUCAUCUUCUGUUAAAGGUAGUGGUCAAAACUCUAGUUGGUCCCAUUGUUCAGUUAAUUCUACAAGCCAAUUGGAUUUAUCUUACAAUCGUCUCAAAGUUUUAACUGAUCGAGGCUUUUCUACCUUGACACAUCUUAAGGUUCUUCGGCUUAAUAAUAAUCGUAUCUCACGAGCAGAAGAAUCUUCUCUUAAUGGACUCAGUGAAUUAGCCUUACUUGAUCUGUCCAAUAACGAGCUUGUUGCCCUUCCACCAGGAUUUUUUACCCCAAUUAAAAGUUCACUUCGUGAAUUAUACCUUCAAAAUAACAGUAUUUCUGUAUUACCACCACUUCAAUUCAAUGGACUCCAAUGGAUUCAUAUACUUAAUAUGAGCCACAAUGAGAUAGCCAACAAUUGGAUUAAUGUUGACACUUUUGCUGAUCUUACCUCUUUAGUGACUCUUGAUUUAAGUUACAAUCAAUUAAAUAAGAUUGAUUCAACAACCUUUAGAGCUCAAACCCGCCUUGAAGCUUUAUAUCUCCAUCACAAUAAGAUUGAAAGUAUUGCUGAUAAUGCAUUCUCAUCUUUAAAUAAUCUUCAACAACUAGUCCUUAGUUAUAAUCAUCUAAACAAAUUGGACUCAGCAGAAUGUUUUACUGGUCUCAAAAAGCUACCAAGUUUACAUCUUGACCAUAAUCGAAUUGAACAAAUUCAUAAUGAAAUAUUUCGUAAUCUAACAAGCUUAAUGGAUCUUAAUUUAUCUCACAAUUGGUUAAAGAAAACUGUUCCAGGAGCCAUGUUAUGGACACACUCAUUACGAAAUUUAGAUUUAUCUUAUAAUUCAAUAAGUGAAAUUGGUAACGCAUCAUAUCAAGGUAAUGCUCAACUGUACAGUCUUGAUUUGGAAGGUAAUCAAAUUGGUAACCUUUCACGUGGUGUUUUUGCCGAUCUACCUUUUCUACGGAUCAUCAAUUUGGCCGCUAAUCGAAUUGAAGCGAUAGAAGAGUCUACAUUCAUCGAUGUUCCAGAUCUUCAUGUACUUCGUCUUGAUUCAAAUAGUUUAUCCAAUAUAAAUGAACUUUUCAAUGGUUUAAGAGAUUUACUGAUGCUCAACAUAUCAGCAAACAAGAUUGCCUGGUUUGAUUAUGCUCACGUUCCUUAUGGUUUACAGUGGUUAGAUAUACACGAUAAUCUAAUUGACAGUUUAGAAAAUCUCUAUGAACUUCAAUCGUCACUUCGUUUAAAAACUCUUGAUGCAUCUUUUAAUAAGAUAACUCACCUUUCCAAAGCAUCUUUACCCAAUGGUAUUGAAGUGAUCUUACUUAAUAAUAAUUUAAUCAACCGUAUCGACCCAUCAACCUUUUUGGGUAAACAAAAUUUAACUCGAGUUGAUCUAACCAGUAAUCGACUUAACACUUUACAUCAAAAUGCUCUACGUUUAAGUAAAGUCGCUUUACGUCGACCAUUACCUGAAUUUAAUAUAUCGAAAAAUCCAUUCAGGUGUGAUUGUAACAUUGAAUGGUUACAAAAGAUGAUCACCACAGAUGAAUCUCGACAAUAUCCUAAAAUUGUUGAUGUUAAUCAUAUAAUGUGUGACUUUGCUUUCAAGAAGAAAGUAUCUCCCAUGCCAUUAGUUCAAGCUGAUUCAUCAAAUUUCUUGUGUACUUAUAAGAGCCAUUGUUUUGCUUUAUGCCAUUGUUGUGAUUUUGAUGCUUGUGACUGUGAAAUGAUGUGUCCAGAAAAUUGUGUUUGUUACUACGAUCAAGCUUGGAAUACCAAUAGUGUUGAUUGUAGUGCCAAUGGUCAUACAGUGGUACCACCAAGGAUACCAAUGGAUGCAACUGAGCUUCACCUAGACGGUAAUGACAUUCCAUCUCUCUCUAGCCACACCUUUAUUGGCCGUAAAUAUAUGAAAAUCCUCCACCUAAACAAUAGUAACAUCUACACCAUCAACAACCGCACCUUCAAUGGCCUCAUAGCCCUUGAGGUUUUGAACUUAUCUCACAAUCGGCUAAUUACCCUCCAUGGAUAUGAAUUUGAACGCCUUGUUAAUUUAACAGAAUUAUACCUUGAUCAUAAUCGAAUCUCAACUAUUGCCAACAAUACCUUUGCUGCCUUGACUUUAUUACAAAUUCUCCACAUUGAUCACAAUUACAUCGUUGAUUUUGAAAUCUGGAAUUUCAAUCUUAAUUCACACCUGAUGACCAUUAAAAUGGCCGCAAAUCCAUGGUCAUGUGAGUGUCACUAUAUUGAGCCCGCUCUUGAUUGGGUUCAUUCAAAGGUUCAUCUUAUUUCCGAUGCCAGGUACAUGGAAUGUUAUUAUAAUGAAACUUCAGGUAUUCCAUUACUGCCCAAAUUUAACAUCUCAUCGUGCACCAAUCUUUCAGCACGUAAGAUGUUAGCUCAAAGGUUCCAAGUUGAAAACUUUGUCCCGAUAUUUGUUAUCAGUGGAGCACUUUUGGUUAUAAUUGUUGUCAUUUUCAUUGUGAUUCUCAUAAUUAACUUCUUCUUCAAGGGUGAAAGCUCUAGGGCUCAUCAUGCAAGUCCUGAAACAAUACACAAACAUCUUAAUCCACUUGCACAUACUCAUUCACUCAUCCACACCACAAGAGGAAGUGUUUUCAACGAUGAUCUUCGAAAUGUGAGAAACGAAUGGAGAAAAUGUUGAGAUUUUUCUAAGUCAAGUUCAUACAAUUAUAUAAUAUAAAUAAGAGUGUAAAUAAUCGUGUAAAUAACCAGAACAAAAAUGAUCACAUCAAUACAGCAAAAGAAUCAGAAGGAGCUCGAAAUUUGGUCAUGAAAUAACUUUUGUGCAGAUAAACGAUAAGCCGAAUGAUGUAUUUUCUGUUAACAUGAGUUGUAAACAAAGAAAACUCUAAAUCUACAUACCGAUUGGAUGGCUAUUUUUUCAUCAACAAGACGUACAAAGAGUGUUUUUUAUAUCCAUUGAAAUUUAUCUUCAAAAGAUCAAAAUAGUUUAUAUUAAUUUCCAGUUCAUACAAUCUCAUGUUAAUGGAGAAAAUAUCAUCUACUGUUGUUUCAAGCUCAUCAGUCCACAGUCUUCAUGUAGACUCAAGUUUCAAGUUCAGAGGAUUUUCAAUCACUUGUGCUGUGCAUCUCUCACCUCCUUUAAUUUAUCUCUCAAUCACCAAGAUUA
Panonychus citri (citrus red mite) is the source of this 3726-nucleotide messenger RNA. Its product is annotated as toll-like receptor 6. The coding region runs from base 298 to 3237 and encodes 979 amino acids. The transcript is spliced from 2 exons. Lineage: Eukaryota; Metazoa; Arthropoda; Arachnida; Trombidiformes; Tetranychidae. Gene Ontology annotation, molecular function: protein binding. Gene Ontology annotation, cellular component: extracellular matrix. The record is from RefSeq and is a predicted model, not a curated record.